Messenger RNA from Cynara cardunculus var. scolymus (artichoke), 2478 nucleotides. Its product is annotated as G-type lectin S-receptor-like serine/threonine-protein kinase At4g27290. NCBI's taxonomy places the organism in Eukaryota, Viridiplantae, Streptophyta, Magnoliopsida, Asterales, Asteraceae. The transcript has 7 exons. The coding region runs from base 1 to 2478 and encodes 825 amino acids. The record is from RefSeq and is a predicted model, not a curated record. Gene Ontology annotation, biological process: protein phosphorylation; recognition of pollen. Gene Ontology annotation, molecular function: ATP binding; protein serine/threonine kinase activity.
AUGGAAGACCUUUUCACAAGUCUAUUGAUUUCAACGGCUUUAUUCUUGCUGCUCUUUUCACCUUCUGUUGCAGUAGACAAUAUAGCUGCUAAUCAAGUAAUCAAAGAUGGUGAAACCAUUGUUUCAGCUGGAGAAAUGUAUGAAAUGGGAUUCUUUAGCCCUGCUAACUCCAAUAAUCGUUAUUUGGGGAUAUGGUUCAAGAAGACAGCAAUGGGUACAGUGGUAUGGGUUGCUAACAGAGACUUGCCGAUAUCAGAUACAUCAGGCACCUUCAAAGUCAGUAGUGAGGGACUCCUGCUGCUUUCCUACUGCGAUGAUACCGUAAUCUGGUCAUCCACUUGUUCGACAUUUGUCAGGUAUAUUAAUCCAGUGGCACAACUUUUAGAUACUGGAAAUUUUGUUGUCAAGGAUGGAAACAGUACUGAUCAGACCGAUCUCAUUUGGCAAAGUUUUGAUUAUCCUGGUGACACGUGGCUACCCGGAAUGAAAUUUGGUAAGGACUUCGUAGCAGGUGUUAACAGGAACUUGACAUCAUGGAAGAGUACCAAUGAUCCUUCGGUAGGUCAGUAUGUAAAUUAUGUGGAUACAAAUGGAUAUCCGCAAAUGCUAUUGAGGCAAGGUUUAGUCGUACGCCUAAGGGUUGGACCAUGGAAUGGGAUGAGGUUUAGUGGUCUGCCUGAUGAGAUACCAAAUCCAAUUUACUCCAUUGACUAUGCUAUUAACCAAAAGGAAAUAUAUUAUAAAUACGAUCUCACGAGUUCUUCAGUUGUUCAGAUGGUACAUUUGACGUGGGAUGGCAUCAUUGAAAUGAUGCACUGGAACAAUCGGAGCCAGGAUUGGUUUGUGUAUGCAACUGGUCCAGUAGAUACUUGUGGUCGCUAUGGAAUCUGUGGUCCUUAUGGCAGUUGUGACAUCAACAAAAAUCCUCCUUGUAGUUGUAUGGAUGGUUUUGAACCAAAACGCCCAGAUGAAUGGAGCAUGGCAGAUUGGUCGAGUGGAUGCCGAUUCAGAACUCCUUUAGAUUGUCAGGCCCCAGAAGUGUUUUGGAAAAUCAGAGGAAUGAAAUUUCCCGACACACGACAAUCAUGGUACGAUCAUAGCAUGACCCUAGGUGAAUGUGAGAUAGCCUGUAGGAAAAAUUGCUCUUGUACGGCUUAUGCAAAUAUAGAUGUCAGGAGAGGGGGGAGUGGAUGCUUAUUAUGGUUUGGUGCACUGAUGGAUCUCAAGGUUUGCGGAGAGAGUCAAUAUCUUUACAUACGAAUGCCUGCCUCUCUACUUAAAGAUGAUGGUCUUACGAUCUCCCAAUCUGGCUUCAACAAAAAGAUUCGAGUACUCACCGUCACCUUGUCCAUUUCAUUGGUCUUGCUGGGCAUGUCCUUAGCUGCGUAUGUUUGUAACAAGAAAAAGAAAAGGUCUUCCACACAAGGACGAGGUCACAGGGUAUACGCCUUUGAUAAACGGGACUCCAAUGUAGUGAAGGAAGAUAUAGAGCUGAAUUUUAUCAGCUUAUCUAAAGUAGUUAAGGCUACCAAUAACUUCUCCAUUGACAAUAAGCUUGGACAAGGUGGCUUCGGUCCGGUUUACAAGGGAGUUUUGGAAAGCGGAGAAGAAAUAGCUGUGAAGAAACUUUCAGAAACUUCUGAACAAGGGUAUGGCGAGUUCUACAAUGAAGUUGUUUGUGUUGCCAGACUUCAGCAUCGGAAUCUGGUGAAGCUUCUUGGAUACUGCAUGGAUGGAAAUGAAAGGAUCCUGAUUUAUGAAUACUUGUCUAACAAAAGCUUGGACUUGCAUCUAUUUGAUGAAACCAAAAGUUCUAUGUUAGAAUGGCCUCUGCGCUUGGAUAUUAUCCGCGGGAUUGCUAAAGGUAUUCUUUAUCUCCAUCAAGACUCCCGCCAUCGAAUCAUCCACAGAGAUCUCAAGGCAAGCAAUAUUCUGCUGGAUCACGACAUGAACCCAAAAAUAUCAGACUUUGGGCUUGCUAGAGAGUUUGGAGGAGACCAGAUGACAGCCAAGACAAAGAAAGUGGUUGGAACACAUGGUUAUAUUUCACCCGAGUAUGCAAUUCACGGCCGUUUCUCUGUAAAAUCGGACGUCUUCAGCUUUGGUGUUUUGGUGUUGGAGAUGGUGAGUGGGAAGAAAAACCGAGAAUUCUCCCAUGAAGAUGUGAAUGAUAACCUUCUUGGACAUACAUGGAGACUCUAUACAGAAAGCAAGUACGUCGAGCUCAUGUGUCCAUCUUUCCGUAACUCAUGCAUUGUCUCAGAGGUGAAACGGACGAUACAUGUUGGUCUACUAUGCGUGCAAAAUCUUGCACAAGAUAGGCCAACGAUGUCGUAUGUGGUUAGGAUGUUGAGUGGUAACAGUGCAUUGCCUCCACCAAAACAACCUGCUUUCUUUGUUGGAGAAGACUUGCCUAAUCCCGGCCUCUUUUCAGCAGGAGUCGAUGAAGCCUCUAUAACGACGUUAGAGCCUCGAUAG